Heterostelium album PN500 is the source of this 2460-nucleotide messenger RNA. Its product is annotated as zinc finger MYND domain-containing protein. Bases 1 to 2460 code for a protein of 819 amino acids. Lineage: Eukaryota; Evosea; Eumycetozoa; Acytosteliales; Acytosteliaceae. The transcript is spliced from 2 exons. The record is from RefSeq and is a predicted model, not a curated record.
AUGAAUGGAGAUGUUUUCUUCUAUCCCAUUGACACCAAUGAAUUGAAUCAACUUCCUAUUAAACUACAACCAAAUCAACAUUCUUCAACAUCAUCGGCAACGUCAUCUAAUACAACAACAACACCAGAUAAUAAGAAUAAAUAUUCAAAAUAUAAUAUAUCAUUAAGUAUAGUUUUAGAACAUCGUGUAUUCGUUUUAGAUUUCUUAGAGAGUGUUUUCCCGUAUCAACCAACUACAGUAUCGACACCGACACCGACAACGACACCUACAACAACCCAACAAACAGGUGGUAACAAUAAUAGUAACAGUAAUAGUAAUAGUAAUAAAAGUCAAGAUAACGUUAAUCGUAAAGUCAAUGGUUUAAUGAAUCAGAAUGAUACCAAUAAAUCAAAAGAAAAAGAGAAAGAGAAGGAAAAAGAAAAAGAAAAAGAAAAGGAUAAUAAUGGUACCAAAAGAAAGGAAAAGGAGAGCAAUCUAAUCAAUUUGAACAGUCUUGAUGUCAUUGGAACAAGAUAUAGAAAACCAAGAAAAGUACUACUCUCACAUGACAAACGAUUAUUGAUGGUGAUUGGAAGUUUUCAUAAAGGUUUAAGAUGUUUAACUGUUUACAAGAUAAAUGAAGAUGGACCAGAUUAUCUACAAUUGAUAUUCUAUGAUAGUAGCUUUACAUAUAUAGAUGCAUGUUUUUCAUCGGAUUCACAGAUGCUUGUCGCCAUUCUAGCACGAUUUCCCAACUAUUUAUUCUUUAUUCAGCUACCGACAAUCUCGCCAGUGAAGAAACUAGCAUCCGAUGCAUUCAAACUACAGCAACAGUAUAGAUCACAGUUUUGUAUGCAUAUUAGAUCUACUGGUUCAUUUGGAACUAACAAUAACAACAAUAACAUCAACUCUGAACAUCAACAAAAUAAUAAUAAUAUUAAUCCAGCUAGUAUAUUACAGAGUGAAGCUAAUCAAUAUCAACAUUUAUUGAAUUGUAAGACGAUAAACUAUGAACCUAGAAAGAUUGGACCGAUGGCUAUUGUUGGACCGGCAAAGAAUGCUCUGGGUGCAGCAUAUGCACCGACACAUAUCGCUUCGAAUCCGGCACCGGUCAACAGGAGUACCGAUCGCAUCGAGUCGUUUGAGUAUGUCACAUGGAAUGACGAGGGUCUUGGGGAAUACUGUCUAUGGAGCGUUGGAAAGGAGUCGACAAGCAGCAACAGCAAUCGUCCGAUUCCAUCGUUGAAAUUCGAGUGGAUGACACGCUUCAUCGGUCCCAUUGUUCCGGAUCGUGUUUGGAUCGAGAAAGAGAGUUCGCCAAAGAACUAUAUCAUCAAUAUGGAUUUCUCACCAAAGGGUGACCUCGUCAUGGUGAUAGUGCGACGCGAGAAUCACGAUAGAAAUUCGAAACUCUCCAAUGGAAUAGGAAUUCAAACUAUAAGUGCACAUCUUAGGAAUAUCAAUGGUAGUAGUUCUGAAUAUGAUGAAAAAUAUAAUAGUAAUAGUAAUAGUAACAAUAGCAAUAAUGAUGGAAAUAAUAAUAGUAGUGAAAUUAAUGGACAACAACAACAGGAUGCAAAUAAUACAUAUGGAUAUCAAAAUCCAAUGGGUAUAAUAGGUGGAGAUACAGCAUCUCCUUGGAUUCAGGUUGCCGAUAAUAUGGAUCAGAUAAUCACAGCGAAAUGGACGGAUUCUUUAUUUUUCGGAAGUAGAAUGUCACCUUCGAUUUUGGUGCGUGGUGUUGGUAUCUAUGAGUUGGUUUCAAGGAACAAUUGUGCAUUGUUUACCAAUGGAUCCGAUGAUUUUCUAAACUGUUCAAACUAUCUUCAAUUGGGACGAUAUCACAGGUUAUGGAUGGAGAAUAGUGAGUUCAACGUCUAUCUGAUAACUUUGACACCAAAGAACAACGAUUGUAUCGAAUGGAAACGUGUGUUUGAACAGAAGGAUCAAUCUCAGUUCAGUAAAUCACUCAAAAUGAUUGGAUACAACUUGAUAGAUCAUAGUGGUUUACAAGGUAGCAGUGGUGCCGUUGGAAGUGGUGUAUCCGCAUCAACAACAACAGCAACAACAACGCCACAACAUGGAAGUAGUAGUGGAUUGACUGGUAGUAGUAACUCUGGUGGUGGUGGGGGUGGUAGUAGUAGUAGUAAUGCCAAUGGAAAUCAUACCAAUAGUAAGAUUAGUAACAAGUUGGCCAAUCAAAAGAAAAUGGAUGAGAUGUUGGCAAUGCUGUCGUUUACCAAUGGCGAAGUGCAGGAGAAGAACGGUCGUGGCGAAGGUGAUGUAUACAUUGGAUUACAACUCUAUAGAUGUGGCAAGUGUAAAUUAUCUCUGAUGAAACCACUGAUUUGUGGCAACUGUAAAUCAGUAUCGUAUUGCUCAAAGAUAUGUCAACAGGAACAUUGGGACUUCCAUAAAGAUAUAUGUAAAGCUCCAACUCCUCCUACACAAACACCAUCUAUUCAACAGUAUUAUUCAUAA